Molecule: messenger RNA, 1435 nt
Organism: Chenopodium quinoa (quinoa)
Lineage: Eukaryota; Viridiplantae; Streptophyta; Magnoliopsida; Caryophyllales; Amaranthaceae
Product: probable aspartyl protease At4g16563
Exons: 1
Coding region: 2-1297 (431 amino acids)
Cellular component (GO): extracellular region
Source: RefSeq, a predicted model, not a curated record
UAUGUUCGAUAUGGUGGAGCCACUAAGAGCAACUAGGGACGGAUAUUUAAUGUCCUUAAACCUAGGGACGCCGCCUCAAGUCAUACAAGUCUAUAUGGACACAGGAAGUGACCUUACUUGGGUUCCUUGUGGAAAUGUAUCCUUUGAUUGUAUAGAAUGUGAUCAAUAUUAUAGGAUAAAUAGGCUAACAAGUGCAUUUUCUCCCUUAAAUUCAUCUUCCUCUCUUAGGGUUUCUUGUUCUAGUCCUUUUUGUACUCAAAUCCAUAAUUCUGAUAACUCUUAUGAUCCAUGUGUUAUGGCAGGAUGCUCAUUGAAUACCCUUCUAAAGGGCACAUGUUCUAGGCCAUGCCCUUCAUUUGCCUACACCUAUGGGGGUGGCGGUGUAGUGUCCGGGACAUUAGCCAAGGACUUACUAAGAGUUCAUGGUACCGGCCUUAGUAGUAGUACCACAAAAGAGACUCAACGAUUUCGUUUUGGAUGUAUAAGGCAAGCUUAUAAGGAACCUUUAGGAAUAGCCGGGUUUGGAAGAGGCUCACUCUCAUUACUAUCACAAUUAGGGUACCUUAACAAAGGUUUCUCCCAUUGUUUUGUGUCCUUCAAAUUUGCUAGUAACCCUAAUAUUUCGAGCCCUCUAAUCAUUGGCGAUGAGGCUAUUUCUUCCAAGGAGUCAUCCAAAUUUACUCCAUUGUUGACUAACCCUACAUACCCUAAUUACUACUACAUUGGCCUAGAAGCCAUUACAAUAAGCAAUAUGAGCAUGAAAGAAGUCCCAAUGAAGUUAAGAGAAUUCGAUGGUAAGGGCAACGGAGGGAUGAUGAUUGACUCCGGAACCACAUAUACACAUUUGCCCGAACCCUUGUACUCACAACUCCUCCUAGACCUCCAAUUAGCCAUCCAACAUCCUCGAGCCAUCGAGCAAGAGAAACAAACCGGAUUUGACCUUUGUUAUUACAUCCCAUGCCCUAACAACAAUGGAAGUAGUAAUUGCAUUGGGAAUGAUGAUGAUCUUCCUUCGAUUACAUUCCAUUUCUUAGAUAAUGUGAGCUUGUUUUUGCCAAGGGCUAAUAACUUCUACGCCAUUCGCCCUCCAAGCAACUCUAGUGUGGUGAAAUGCUUGUUAUACCAAGGUAUGAACGACGAAAAUGAUGGUAAUGAUAGUGGUGGUCCGGCUGCUAUUUUUGGAAACUUUCAACAACAAAAUGUUGAGGUUGUUUAUGACUUGAUGAAUGAGAGAAUUGGGUUUAAUCCUAUGGAUUGUGCUGCUGCCUGUUCAUCAUCUCAAGUACUUAGGUCAUAGGGUCUUUCAAGCAUAAAAAUGUACUUCGGUAUACUUACAACACCAAAAAUAAUACAAUAAUGCACCCUUAUUCUCAAUUUCAUUUUUCCCAUUUGACCAAAAAGUUUUCAUAGAAAACAAUAAAAGUUGACCGAGGGA